Molecule: messenger RNA, 1485 nt
Organism: Erigeron canadensis
Lineage: Eukaryota; Viridiplantae; Streptophyta; Magnoliopsida; Asterales; Asteraceae
Product: F-box protein At4g00755-like
Exons: 6
Coding region: 92-1243 (383 amino acids)
Molecular function (GO): protein binding
Source: RefSeq, a predicted model, not a curated record
AUCAAAUAUUUACCUAGUGAAAAAUGGGUUCGAGUUUGUGUGCCAGUGGAUCCGGACCUCGUAACGAAAAUACAAUAGGAUUCGUGAGAAUAUGGAGACUCAAAUAGAUUUCCUGCAACGGCUUGAACCUGACAUGGCGCUCAAAGUACUUAUGUCUCUGGAUGAUUCAGCUGAUCUCAUCCGUGCAUCUGCUGUAUCUCGAUAUUGGCAAACGAUUGUGAUCUCUAAUGGACUUAGCAAGCAGCUCUUUGUUAAAAGAUAUCCUAAGCUUGCUAACAUUUCUAGUGUAAUUGAACUGAGUCACAACUCGGAGACCGCCGGUGACGAUCCGCCGAGUGAUGCUAUGGAACGUGUAGUGGGCGAGAGAGAUCACCGGGCAUAUUCUUCUCUUUUCCGAGCUAUUACAGUAUUCCCACAGACUUAUUGCAUUUGUCGUGCAGUGAGUGCGUCAAGCACCGAUAACUACCCAGAAGAAAGCAUUGCACUAACUCUUGACCCACGAGAAAAAGUUCUUUAUCGUGACUUGUACUGGUCAAGCAAAGGAAGUGACGAUCCGGAAACACCAGAGAUAUUGAUUUAUAAGUUGACUUCUAAUCUUUGUGUUAUAACUGAAAUCAACAUGCAUCCAUUUCAAGCUUCAUUUCACUUGGACUCCCCGAUAUACUCUUCAAGAUUUGUGCGAUUCCGGUCAGGCCAUCCGAAAUGUUGGAAGGAGAUGGAUUAUAAUUUUAUGGAGGAAGGAAAAUGUGCUAAUGACUUGUUCAUUUGGACAUAUACAUCAGAAGUGUUCCCUGUGGCUCAGGAAAAUCGAUUACAAAGGUUCCAGUUGCCAGAGCCUGUGGUCUGCGUUGGUGGCUAUUUGCAGAUUGAGCUGUUGGGUCGAGUUUUAUGUGAGAUUGAUGCCAAAUACUACAUAUGCGUGGCUCAUGUCCAGGCUAUAGGACGUCAGUUAUCACCUGCAUUUUGUGUCGAGUUUUCUGAACCGUCGAAUGCCAUAACUCUUAAGUAUGAUGCCGAGGAAUUUGUACGUAUUAUGCACAAUGUUUCCAAUGGACAAAUUGAUUCACUUAGUCCCAGUGUACUUCCCGUAGAAAAUCAUCGACACCUUGUUUGGGCAAACUUGCAAGACUUCAUGAUGCUAGAUGCAGCUCUAGAUGAUGUUGCAGAACCUGAGUGGGUCGAUGAUGAUGAUGAUGAUGAUGAGCUUGAUUAUGAUGAGACAGAUCCAAUCUUCAUAAUUUAAGUGAUCAUGGUACAGUUUGUUUUCUUGCGUAUUCUAGAUAGUGUAUAGUUUCCUACUACAGGCAAUCUUGAUGUCAUGUUAAGUUUACUCCGUUCGACUUUCUGAGCUGAAAUCCAAGCAAAAAUCUGGUAGUGAGCUUCCUAACGAUGUUGGGAAUAAUUUCAACUUUUGAUCUUUGUUGGCAGAUGAAAUUGUCGUUUAACUAAUUGAUUAGUUUCCUGUUUCUAGGAGGAUUUGUAACA